Chilo suppressalis (striped riceborer) is the source of this 512-nucleotide messenger RNA. Lineage: Eukaryota; Metazoa; Arthropoda; Insecta; Lepidoptera; Crambidae. The record is from the annotation of a GenBank genome assembly.
AAAAAGCGAAGCGAGAGAUUGACUUGGAGUUUAAAAACAAAAAUAUAAUUUUUGAAUAUUUUAUAUGAAAUAAAUAACAUGGUUACUUUCGGACCCGAUGAAGUUGGCUUAGCCGAUAAUUCACCAUGUGCUGGCAUCAGAGCGGAUCUUAAAAUGUGUUUACUAAACAGUGAUUGCUGUAGAAAGAAUAAAAUGACCCCACGAGAAUGUCUUCGAGAUGGAAAUGUACCUGACGAGUGCUUACAAUUAAGACAGUCAUUUUUUGAAUGCAAAAGAUCAUUGCUUGAUAACAGAAGAAGAUUUCGUGGUCACAAAGGUUACUAAAUAUGUAUGAAGAAAUUAAGUUGUGCAUUAAUUAGGCUAAUACUUUAAUUUUUUAAAUAUAACAUGUAUUAUAUUAAUAAUAAUAUUUUGUUGAAAUAAAUAGUCAGCUGUUAACACUUGUUUAUCAUUUAUGCACUGGCUGUAUGAUCAAAGGUACCUAACAAUUUUUAGUCCCAAAGUAAAUAUAA